Cynocephalus volans (Philippine flying lemur) is the source of this 642-nucleotide messenger RNA. RefSeq names its product ADP-ribosylation factor-like protein 2-binding protein. Bases 1 to 642 code for a protein of 213 amino acids. The record is from RefSeq and is a predicted model, not a curated record. Lineage: Eukaryota; Metazoa; Chordata; Mammalia; Dermoptera; Cynocephalidae. Gene Ontology annotation, biological process: maintenance of protein location in nucleus; positive regulation of tyrosine phosphorylation of STAT protein. The transcript has 3 exons. Gene Ontology annotation, cellular component: mitochondrial intermembrane space.
AUGGCUCUCUAUGCAGCAGAUCAGAAGAAGGAAGAUCCAUUGGCACGUAGUGACAAGGAACAAAGUAAGAGAAGAAAUGCCAAGACCCUGAAAAGUGAAAAGAGGCUGCAGAAUGGCACGAACAAGUUCUGGGCCCACUGCGGCGGCGGCAGUGGUGAUGGACACCCUAGAGAAGAGAGCUUCGCGCUGCCCUUCUCCUCUGUCUUGGAUGAGGAAUUUGAUGCUGUGGUUGGAUAUUUGGAGGACAUCAUCAUGGAUGACAAGUUCCAGUUAUUACAGAGAAAUUUCAAGGACAAAUACUACCAGAAGUUCAAAGACACAGAAGAGAAUAAACUCCUCUACACACCUAUUUUUAAUGAAUUUUCUUUGGUAGAAAAGUAUAUUGAAGAACAGCUGCUGGAGUGGAUUCCUGGAUUUAACACGGCAGCUUUCACAACAUUGCUGCAUCAUAAAGAUGAAGUGGCUGGUGACGUAUUUGACAUGUUGCUCACAUUUAUGGAUUUUCUGGCUUUUAAAGAAAUGUUUCUGGACUACAGAGCAGAAAAAGAAGGCCAGGGAUUGGACUUAAGCAGUGGUUUAGUGGUGACUUCAUCAUGCAAAUCAUCUUCUACGCCAGCUUUCCAGAACAGUCUAUGGCACUAG